AGGAUUUCACACAAUUAAAAAGAUAAAGACGAGAAGGCGUCUCACUUUGGAGAUCUUCCCUCCACAGUCAGAACACAGACAGAAGGAAACAGCCUUCACUCUGGUCUUCUUCUGGAGCACAGCGCUGACAGUAGGUGUGUGGCCCGGCCCCCGGCCCCCACCCUCCACCGUGGACAGUGUGCUGUAUAAAAAAAGGAGUGGAGCCGUAACGGAGCAGCCCAGGAUGCGUGAAGAUUGUUGUCCCCUCAGCUGGAAAUCAACCAGAACCAUCAUGCCGUCAUUGGUGGGCGUGGCCCUGCUGACCCUGGCGCUCUCGACCCCCACCCUGGCUUUUGCUCCAAUCGGAGGAGGCGGAGCUUCCCAUGUCACCAUAACUGGAUCUGCUCUGCUGCAAAAAGUGAAGGAGACAUGUCGGGCGGUGGCUGAAGAAGCCGGUCAUGAGUUCAACCCCACGGGUUCUUCUCCUGAGGAACUGGUCCAGGCCUGUCUUGGCCCCAGAGCUACAGGAGAAGUGUCUGGUGCCAAGUUCCACUCAGCUCUGCAACAGAUCUACGCCCAGAACGGGCUGGUAGACCGUGACUUUGUCAACAGCGCUCCACAUCAUUUCAACUCUGAAGCAUUUUACGAGGGGCGCGGCCUCAUCACGGAGGGCAUCGCGGCCAUUAAAGCCAGCAUCCGUCAGGAGAACUUCCAGGCUGCCAGGGAAACGCUGGGUAGAGUCCUCCAUACGCUGCAGGACUUCUACAGCCACAGUAACUGGGUGGAGCUGGGCUACACGGAGCCGUAUAUCAACCUCAUACGCCCACACCUUCCGCUGGAAAACCUUGCAGACGUGGACACCGCCACCUGCACUGACUGCCCCAGUGCAUCAUGUCCAAAUCAGAUGCUCCCCGAGAUCCUGAAGGAUAAAACACUCACAUCGGGCUACAUGGGACUCUACUCUUCAGCAAAGCCCAAAGGUAAGUGUAGCCAUGGAGGUGCAGGCGAUCUGACGAGCACAGCGAUUCCACGGGGAGGCAUCAGCAAAGACCAGCGUCGCUCUGACAACGUGCUCCUCCACAAUGCAGCUGUGACAGCAGCUGGAGACGCCAGCCUCCAGCUGCUGGAGGACAUCCGUUUGAGUGCAGGGAACAAUAACUUCCUGAGAAUGAUGGGGAUCGCCCGCUCAUCCGUUGUGUGCUUUGUCAUCGACACCACCGGCAGCAUGUCAGAUGACAUUAAAGAAGCCCAAUCGGUCGUUUAUGAUAUCAUUGACAGCAAAAAAGGAACUCAGGACGAGCCCUCAGAGUACAUCCUGGUGCCCUUCAACGACCCAGCCUUUGGACCUAUGGUCAGGACAACAGAUCCUGAAAAGAUGAAAAGGGAAAUCUCUAAGCUCAAAGCAGAUGGUGGUGGUGAUGUCCCAGAAAUGUGCCUCUCAGGACUUCAGUUGGCUCUCACUGGGUCCCCUUCCUCGUCCCACAUCUAUGUUUUCACUGAUGCGAUAGCCAAAGAUAUUCACCUCAAGGACAGCAUAGUUGCUCUCAUCAGGACCACCAAGUCAACAGUUUCAUUCUUCAUGACUCCGACCAGGAGGAGGCGUCGUUCUCUCAAAGCUGCUUCCUUUGUAGAUUACAAGGACUUGGCUUUGGCAUCUGGAGGUCAGGCCAUCGAGGUAUCAAAGUCGCAGCUGCCUCAGGCCACAGAUGUUAUCCUCGACAGUUCGACUUCCGCCCUGGUUACAGUUCUUCAGCGGGCAAGGAAUGCAGCACGGGAAGAGACAUUCCCGUUCGUGUUGGAUGAAUCGCUGAAAAACAUCACAAUCUACAUCACAGGAUCAUCCAUCACUUUCACGCUGACAAACCCUGGAGGUGUGAGCCAGACUCAAAACCAGGCCAACGGGAAACUGGGGACCAUUCAGACGGUGGGCAACCUGAGGAGAAUUCGCCUGAACCCUGACAGGCAGUUAGGAAGGUGGAAGAUCAACAUCAAAUCCCCCCAGCCGUACACGCUCAAAGUCACAGGCCAGAGCACAAUCACUUUCAUUUAUGACUUUGUGGAGAGCUUCGGGGGACCUCAUCCAGGAUACGCUGUACUCAGUGGACGUCCACAAGCAGGUCAGCCAGCCACAUUGAAGCUCUCAGCCAUUGGUAGAAAAGGUGCAUCCUCGAUGACUGUUGAAGGUGUUGGCUUGGCUCUUGUGUCUGGUCCUGAGGCCAUAACCCACAGCACGCUGACUGACAUGGGGAACGGAGACAUCCUGGUGACUGUUUCUACGGUCCCUGAGGGGGAGUUUGUUGUCGUUCUGAAAGGAACUGACAAAGUGUCAAACAGUGAAUUUCAGCGGCAGUCAACCACCCAGAUGUCUGUCUCCAAAGUGAAUAUUCAGGCUACAGUGGGCAGCAGUGUAGAACCAGGAGAAGCCUUGGCUCUUCCUUUCAACGUGAUGACCCAGGGUGCUGGAGGCACAUACACCAUUGACGCCAGAAAUGACAAAAACUUCCACAUGGAAUACCCAAAGAAACUCACUUUGACAACCGGAAAACCUGCCAAUGCAACUUUGAAGAUUAAACCACCUGCUAGCACAAAGUCAGGAACCGAUGUCACUCUGACGAUUGAAACCAAGUCAUCCGAUGGAGCCAACUCCAAUUACGUCGUCCUGAGAUUGUCUGUUGUCACCAAGAUUACAGAUUUUUAUCCACCGCUGUGUGAGGUGGUGACUGUGCUGGCCGAUGACUGUCCUCAAGACGUGUCCCAGUGUGGGCCUUUCCGGUGGGCGCUCACGGCCAACCUGACAGACGGGAAUGGCACGGGGAUCGAGAGCAUCUCCCUGAGUCAAGGAAGCGGAAACAUCUCACACACGGCGCUGAGUGCUACCUUCAUCCAAGCGCAGUACAACGCCUCCUGCUGCUCGCAGAUUGUUGAGCUCGUAGCCGUGGAUAAAGCCGGCAAUGUGGGAAAGUGCUAUCGUUCAAUUGUUCACUCAGGUGUGCCUCCAGCUCUUAGCCUGUCGAUGCAGCUGUGGCUUUGCCUGUUGGUAUCUGUGUUUGCUGUAAGGCCUUGAAAGGGUUUCCAUUCGUUCAGUCAAUCAUCUGUUUUCUCUCUAAAUGUUGAGUUUUUCUAAAACAAUGCACAUCUACAUAAACGUAAAAAACGAUGACGCUUUAUGCACCUGCUUAAGUACAAUCUGCAAGCAACAGAUGAUGUGGAAGAUGUUUAACUAUUGAACAUUGAUACAUUUUGUAUAAAUAAGUAGCUUUUUGUCAUGGUUUCUAUUGUUUAUAGUUCUGAUUAUCUUUGGAAGAAGGGAACAAUUUUCAGCCAUUAAAAUAAAAGAAUAAUGUUUGUCUAUUUAAAA
Molecule: messenger RNA, 3337 nt
Organism: Cololabis saira (Pacific saury)
Lineage: Eukaryota; Metazoa; Chordata; Actinopteri; Beloniformes; Belonidae
Gene: vwa11
Product: von Willebrand factor A domain containing 11
Exons: 19
Coding region: 224-3043 (939 amino acids)
Source: RefSeq, a predicted model, not a curated record